Molecule: messenger RNA, 582 nt
Organism: Dermacentor albipictus
Lineage: Eukaryota; Metazoa; Arthropoda; Arachnida; Ixodida; Ixodidae
Source: RefSeq, a predicted model, not a curated record
AUGGCCCGACCAACGCAACAUUACUGGGACACCGUUAAGAACGAGCAGCCGACGCUACAGUCCCUGCAGAGGGUGCAGCGGGACCUGGUGGAGUUACACGCCGACGCUACACCGGGAGUGUUCGUCGUCCCGGAGGAGAGCGACGUGAGCGUGCUGCACGCCAUCAUCGUGGGCCCCUGGGGCACGCCACUCGAAGGUGGCCUCUUCCGCCUGCAGUUGAAGUGCCCGCCCGACUACCCGAUGCGGCCGCCUCGUUCCUUCCUGGCCGACGGCGCUGCGGAGAUCAUGCGCCACAACGCGAUUAGGGUCGCGGUGCGUGACACGCUCGAAGGCUGUCUACGAGAAGCAUCCGAGUCUCCUAUGCCACCGGCUCUCACGCAGAAGGUGCUCAAGUACUUCGCCGAAAACUACGCAAAUUACGAGGACGCGGUCCAGGCGCAGAUUAAUUCCUGGGGAGUAUUCUCGUGGAUUUCGGGUGUCGCGUACGGCAGUAACGAACCACUGCUGAAGCGACUUCGCGACAUCAAGGAGAAAAUUGACGAAAAGAACGUGACGGCCACCCGGCAAAAAAACAAGGAGUGA